CAAUUUGCUUCUUCAAUCUUCAUCUCUCUCUCUCUCUCUCUCUCUCUCCAUCGAAACUAGGGUUUUGACCUCCAAUGGCGACUCGGGCAUCGGAGCUCCAAGGUCAAGUCGCCGCUUCGCAGAGGUUCGACGAGGCGGCGCUUCUCCGCUACGCGAUCGCCCACGUGGAGGGCUUCCCGGCCUCUCCCGUCAAAUUCACGGUGUCGCAGUUCAGCCAUGGCCAAUCGAACCCUACCUUUCUCCUCGAGGUCGCCGGCAGCGAUGGGACGGUGAAGAAGUACGUUUUGAGGAAGAAGCCCCCUGGGGUUCUUCUUGAAUCCGCCCACGCUGUUGAAAGAGAGUUUAAGGUCAUUGAGGCAUUGGGUAUUCAUACAAGUGUUCCUGUUCCCAAAGCCUUUUGCCUAUGUACUGAUCCUAACAUAAUCGGGACAUCCUUCUACAUUAUGGAAUAUUUGGAGGGACGCAUAUUUUUAGAUAACAAGCUUCCGGGAAUAAGUCCUGAAAGGAGGCGGACUAUCUAUCGAGCAACUGCCAACACUUUAGCCUCCUUACAUAAAGUUGAUGUGGACUUUAUUGGAUUGCCAAAUUUUGGGAGGAGGGACCACUAUUGCAGGAGACAAGUAGAAAGAUGGGCAAGGCAGUAUCUUGCUUCAACUGCUGAGGGGAAACCUUACAGAAAUCCAAAAAUGCUGGAACUAAUUACUUGGCUGAAAAAGAAUAUCCCAGUUGAAGAUUCCUCGGCAGAAAGGAGCACAUGUCUUGUCCAUGGAGACUUUCGGAUUGAUAAUUUAGUUUUCCAUCCAGUCGAGGAUAAAGUGAUUGGUAUUCUUGAUUGGGAACUCUCAACUCUUGGAAACCAGAUGUGUGAUGUUGCUUACAGUGCCAUGCCAUAUAUUGUUAACGUGGACAACACGACACCUGAAGGAUUUGAAUCUUGCGGCACUCCAGAAGGCAUCCCUUCGCUGGCAGAAUAUCUCUCAGAUUACUGCUCUGCAGCUGGAAAGCCUUGGCCAGUUACAGACUGGAAGUUCUAUAUGGCCUUCUCUUUAUUCCGGGGUGCUUCUAUCUUAGCUGGAGUUUAUCGUAGAUGGAUUCUGGGUAAUGCUUCUGGUGGUGAACGUGCCAAAUAUACUGAAGAACGAGCUAAUAUUUUAAUUGAUUAUGCCUGGGUGCUCAUUAAUAAAAAAGCCGUGCUUCCUGAUCAGCCUCCACAGGGUUAUGCAGGAUCCGUACUUUCUCAAGAGCAUUUAAGCAAACACCAAACAAAUCCAUAUGGCCUGCCUGUGCAGGGAAAAUUUGUACCUAGUCAAAAGGUUUUGAAUCUGCGAGCAAAGUUGUUAAAGUUCAUGGAAGAGCAUAUUUAUCCCAUGGAAAAUGAAUUUUACAAACUAGCACAAUCAAGUUCACGUUGGACGGUUCAUCCGGAAGAAGAGAAGUUGAAAGAAUUAGCAAAGGGAGAAGGACUAUGGAACUUAUGGAUUCCGGUUGAUAGCGCUGCUAGAGCAAAAAAAGUUCUCUUCGGUGAAAAAGAUCAUGUUUCUCAUGGCCUUUGGAGCAGUCAGAUAUUAGGUGCCGGGCUUUCCAACCUCGAGUAUGGAUAUUUAUGUGAGAUUAUGGGUCGCUCGGUUUGGGCGCCACAAAUUUUUAACUGUGGUGCACCUGACACUGGAAAUAUGGAGGUACUACUAAGGUACGGAUCAAAGGAGCAACUACAGGAAUGGCUUAUUCCUUUGCUAGAAGGAAAAAUUCGAUCUGGAUUUGCAAUGACUGAACCUCAAGUUGCAUCUUCUGAUGCGACCAACAUUGAAUGUGCAAUUACUAGACAAGGAAAUUCUUACAUUAUUAAUGGAAAGAAGUGGUGGACGAGUGGAGCAAUGGAUCCUAGAUGCAAAGUUUUGAUAGUGAUGGGGAAGACAGAUUUCACUGCAGCCAAACAUAAGCAGCAGUCAAUGAUAUUAGUAGAUAUUAGCACCCCUGGGGUCAAUAUAAAGAGGCCGUUGUUGGUAUUUGGUUUUGAUGAUGCUCCUCAUGGACAUGCAGAAGUAACUUUUGAAAAUGUGAGGGUGCCUGUGGAAAAUAUCUUGCUUGGAGAAGGCCGAGGUUUUGAGAUUGCACAGGGGAGGCUUGGCCCUGGUAGGCUGCACCAUUGUAUGAGACUCAUUGGAGCAUCAGAAAGAGGUAUGAAACUGAUGGUAGAAAGAGCUCUGCACCGAAGGACUUUUGGAAAAUUGAUUGCUGAGCAUGGGUCUUUUUUGUCUGACCUUGCCAAGUGCCGAAUAGACCUGGAGAGAACCCGGCUCUUAGUUCUGCAAGCAGCAGAUCAGCUUGAUAGACAUGGAAACAAAAAAGCUCGUGGCAUCCUCGCCAUGGCAAAGGUUGCAACUCCAAAUAUGGCACUUCAAGUUCUCGACAUGGCGAUGCAAGUUCACGGUGGUGCUGGUGUGUCUUCAGACACAGUUUUAUCGCACUUGUGGGCUACCGCAAGAACACUGAGAAUUGCUGAUGGCCCUGAUGAAGUCCAUCUUGGCACAAUUGCUAAGCUUGAACUUCAAAGAGCCAGGUUGUAAUAGUAUGACCUUUAGCUGGGGAGCCCUUAAUUAAUGAAAAUAAAAGGGUUCCCCUUUAUAUAAAGGAUUAUAGUAGAACUUUAAUUUAUCUAUUGUCUGUUAUCAGUUACAAAAUUGGAACAGCCGAUUUGUAGUGUGUAACAAAUAAAAGUAAUAGUACCUCUUCUUGUGGUACAUAGGUAAUUUAUCAUUGUCUGUCAUCAGCUAAGGGCCUGUUUGGUACAUUUCCAUAAAGAAAAAGAGAACACAAAAUCACGAUGAAAACCAUUUCAGUACA
Asparagus officinalis (garden asparagus) is the source of this 2844-nucleotide messenger RNA. Its product is annotated as probable acyl-CoA dehydrogenase IBR3. The coding region runs from base 75 to 2567 and encodes 830 amino acids. The transcript has 16 exons. Gene Ontology annotation, molecular function: oxidoreductase activity, acting on the CH-CH group of donors; flavin adenine dinucleotide binding. NCBI's taxonomy places the organism in Eukaryota, Viridiplantae, Streptophyta, Magnoliopsida, Asparagales, Asparagaceae. The record is from RefSeq and is a predicted model, not a curated record.